GAUCUCCAUGCGGAUGUGACAUUUCAGAGAGGAGCGCGACCGCCAUUUUGAGUUUUACCUCAACUGAACAUCACAAACCACGGGAGCGGGUGAGAGAGCUCUGGCCGUGACCGGGCAAAAUAUUUUACUUAGAGUAUACAUUUGAAAUGCAACUGCUUAAUGAAUUUAGCUAUUCGAUUCGUUAAUAGUUCUACUGGACGUAAUAUCGAGACAAAACGUAUGCAUGUCUGCUUGAACUUCUAAAUUAGUGCGAUUUCAAAUUAGAAUCUGGUUUGAAUGGAUAGCUUUUUUCUCCGCUCCCCCCCAGAAGAGGGACAAUCGGAGGAGCAGACGGACUGGACAUAUUGCAGGAAAAGUUCUAUUUAGAAUUGUUUCGAGAGAUUUUUGGUUGAAUUUUCUAUCCUUUGUCACUCUCGCUAGCUUAGCUACCUAGCAUCAGCUAGCUAUAAACAAGGUAUUUGUUUUCUCCGGCUGCAGGUUGUGGUGCGAGUUCAAUUUCACUCACUUCGUCUUCUGCCCCAUAUUAUAGGGGCAAAGUCGGAUUUAAUUCAGCGGGCCUCCUUGCACAGGAGCCCAAAUCAUCUAUCCCAGUUAGUGUUAGUAUCCCCAUCAAGGCGCCGAGAUUGGGCGAAUAGCGAGCAAAUACGUCCGUGUUUCUCUGCCUGCUCCCCCACCGACCUCCCUUCCUCAGUCCCCGGCGCUGACUGCAGAAAAGGCCGAGGUCGUUGUAGAACAGGCCCAGCCGCCAAGGCUCGACCUGUUUACCCCUCCUCCGCAUCCUCAAACACCCCAUCAACUUCCCCGGACCCCUUUCUCCACGGAACCGACACCAGACAAGGUCCAGGGGAACAAAAACAACAAACAUCACAACAUCACAACAGUUGCCAACAUGAACCACCACCAUCACACUCAGCAACAGCAGCAGAAAGCCGGCGAGCAACAGCUUAGCGAACCCGAGGAUAUGGAGAUGGAAGCUGGGGACACAGAUGAUCCCCCUAGAAUCCCCCAGAACCCUGUCAUCAACGGGAACAUGGCCAUAGCAGACGGGCAUAACAACACAGAGGAAGACAUGGAGGACGAUACCAGUUGGCGGUCAGAGGCUACCUUCCGCUUUGUUGUGGAGCGAUUCAGCCGGCUGAGUGAGUCUGUGCUCAGCCCUUCUUGCUUCGUGAGGAACCUGCCCUGGAAGAUCAUGGUGAUGCCACGCUUCUACCCAGACAGGCCUCACCAGAAGAGUGUGGGCUUCUUCCUGCAGUGCAAUGCAGAGUCCGAUUCCACGUCGUGGUCGUGUCAUGCCCAGGCGAUGCUGAAGAUCAUCAACUACAAAGAUGACGAGAAGUCCUUCAGUCGCCGCAUUAGCCACCUCUUCUUCCACAAGGAGAACGACUGGGGCUUCUCCAACUUCAUGUCCUGGAGUGACGUGACUGAUCCGGAGAGGGGAUUUGUAGAGGAUGACAAAGUCACCUUUGAAGUCUUUGUGCAGGCAGACGCUCCACAUGGGGUGGCGUGGGACUCAAAGAAGCACACCGGCUACGUGGGGCUCAAGAACCAGGGAGCCACAUGUUACAUGAACAGCCUGCUGCAGACGCUGUUCUUCACCAACCAGCUCCGGAGGGCGGUGUACAUGAUGCCGACCGAAGGGGAUGACUCCUCCAAAAGUGUCCCGCUGGCUCUGCAAAGGGUUUUCUAUGAACUUCAACACAGUGACAAGCCAGUGGGGACAAAGAAGCUGACCAAGUCUUUCGGGUGGGAGACCCUUGACAGUUUCAUGCAGCACGAUGUGCAGGAGUUGUGCAGAGUGCUGCUGGACAAUGUGGAGAACAAAAUGAAAGGCACUUGUGUGGAGGGCACCAUCCCAAAACUCUUCAGAGGAAAGAUGGUGUCCUAUAUCCAGUGUAAGCAUGUCGAUUACCGGUCCGAGAGAAUAGAGGACUACUACGACAUUCAGCUCAGCAUAAAAGGAAAAAAGAACAUUUUUGAGUCGUUCAAAGACUAUGUGGCUGUUGAGCAGCUGGACGGAGAUAACAAGUAUGAUGCCGGAGAGCACGGGCUCCAGGAGGCAGAAAAAGGUGUGAAGUUCCUCACCUUCCCCCCGAUUCUGCACUUGCAACUGAUGAGGUUCAUGUACGACCCCCAGACCGACCAAAACAUCAAGAUCAACGACAGGUUUGAGUUCCCUGAACAGUUGCCACUGGAUGAGUUUCUCCAGAAGACUGACGCCAAGGACCCGGCCAACUACAUCCUUCACGCGGUGCUGGUGCAUAGCGGGGACAACCACGGCGGCCACUAUGUCGUCUAUCUCAACCCUAAAGGAGACGGCAAAGCGAGUGUCACCGAGCCAAUAUGGUGUAAGUUCGAUGACGACGUGGUGUCACGGUGCACCAAGGAGGAGGCCAUCGAGCACAACUAUGGCGGCCAUGACGACGACCUGUCCGUGCGCCACUGCACCAACGCCUACAUGCUGGUGUACAUCCGGGAGUCCAAGCUCAGUGAGGUGCUGCUGCCGGUGACAGACGUGGACAUUCCCCAGCAGCUGGUGGAGCGGCUGCAGGAGGAGAAGCGUGUGGAGGCCCAGAAGAGGAAGGAGAGACAAGAGGCGCAUCUCUACAUGCAAGUGCAGAUGGUGACCGAGGACCAGUUCUGUGGCCACCAGGGUAACGACAUGUACGACGAAGAGAAGGUCAAGUACACCGUGUUCAAGGUGCUCAAGAGCUCCACCCUGGCUGAGUUUGUCCAAAACUUGUCACAGACCAUGGGCUUCCCACAGGACCAGAUGAGGCUGUGGCCCAUGCAGGCCCGGAGCAACGGCACCAAGAGGCCCGCCAUGCUCGACUACGAGGCCGACUGCAACAAGUCUAUGAUUGACUUGAGUGACAAUGAAAACCCGUGGACAAUAUUUCUGGAAACAGUAGACCCAGAGAUGGCUGCCAGUGGUGCCACGUUACCGAAGUUCGACAAAGACCAUGAUGUCAUGUUGUUCUUGAAGAUGUAUGAUCCAAAAACCAGAAGCUUAAAUUAUUGUGGACAUAUCUACACACCUAUAUCCUGUAAAAUACGAGACUUGCUGCCCGUCAUGUGUGAGAGAGCAGGGUUCCAGCAGGGAACUAGUCUUAUCCUCUAUGAGGAAGUUAAACCGAAUUUAACAGAACGCAUACAAGACUAUGACGUCUCCUUGGACAAGGCUCUGGAUGAAUUGAUGGAUGGAGAUAUCAUUGUGUUCCAGAAGGAUGACCCUGAGAAUGACACCAGUGAGCUUCCCACAGCGAAGGACUACUUCAGAGACCUGUACCACCGCGUGGACGUCAUUUUCUGCGACAAAACCAUCCACAAUGACCCUGGCUUUGUCGUCACACUGUCCAACAGAAUGAACUACUUCCAGGUGGCUAAGACUGUAGCACAGAGGUUAAACACUGACCCUAUGCUCCUGCAGUUCUUCAAGUCCCAGGGGUACAGAGAUGGCCCAGGAAACCCUCUCAGGCACAACUAUGAAGGCACUCUCCGAGACCUGCUGCAGUUCUUCAAGCCCCGGCAGCCCAAGAAGCUCUACUACCAGCAGCUGAAGAUGAAGAUCACAGACUUCGAGAACAGGCGGAGUUUCAAAUCCAUAUGGCUCAACAGUCAGUUUCGUGAAGAGGAGAUAACACUAUACCCUGACAAGCAUGGCUGCGUGAGGGACCUGUUGGAGGAAUGUAAAAAAGCUGUGGAGCUCUCUGACAAAGGCUCGGAGAAGCUGAGGCUCUUAGAAAUCGUAAGCUACAAAAUUAUCGGCGUUCACCAAGAGGACGAACUGCUAGAAUGUUUAUCUCCUGCGGCCAGCCGAACGUUCAGAAUAGAGGAGAUCCCCCUGGACCAGGUGGACCUGGACAAAGAGACCGAGAUGCUGAUUCCUGUUGCACAUUUCCACAAAGAAGUCUUUGGGACCUUCGGCAUUCCCUUCUUGCUGAAAAUCAGACAGGGCGAGUGCUUCAGAGACGUCAUGAGGAGGAUUCAGACCAUGCUCGACAUCCAAGAGAAGGAGUUUGAGAAGUUUAAAUUCGCGAUUGUCAUGAUGGGCCGACAUCAGUACAUCAACGAGGAUGAGUACGAGGUCAACCUGAAGGACUUCGAGCCGCAGCCAGGAAACAUGUCACACCCAAGGCCUUGGUUAGGACUAGACCAUUUCAACAAAGCUCCAAAGAGAGGCCGCUACACAUACCUGGAAAAAGCGAUCAAGAUCCACAACUGAGCAGAUUCCACGCUAACGCCACAGCUCCACCCAUACUAAAGACUUUAACCAAACCUCUCUUGUGUGCACCACGUUUUAACACCUGCUGACAGGGUACACAGGCACCAUGUAUGAAGUCUUCAGCAAAUGGAUUUGCUGCUGAUGUGUUUUUCUUUUGUUUUUUUUCUCCCCCUUGUUCCUCCUUCUGAGGCUGUUCAAUUUGGCUUCUCUAACUAUUGGCUGCCUAUUGGGUCUGGAAGAAUGAAUUGGAUUUUAGCAAAAUGGGUGGAUGGUUUGAACUUGUAGAUUUCUUUUUUGUUUUUCCUUUUUUUUUUUUUUUUUUAAGAAUUGUUAUGGUGAUAAGGCUGGUGCAUAGCGUUGGAGGGAGGCGGCAGAAAGAGAUGUUUGCCAUUCGUGAAAACAAGGACACUGAUCCUUCAAAAACAAAUUCAUUGCGGAUGGUCGAUGCUUGCUAGUUGCCCUGAAGUGGUUGUCAUUUUUUUUUUCCUGGUCCCUUAGUGCAACUAGUCAAUUUUCAUGUUUACACAACUCUUUUCUCACUUAGUUUGGUUGGAGGAAUUCAGUUUAGUUCAGUUUUUUUUUCUGCAAAACUUGUAUAAUAAAUAAAACAAACAAAAAAUAACAAUAAAGAUCCACAGCAUCUGUUUUAAAUAAAUGAAAAAAAAAAAGAAAAGAAAUAAAUUUGUCUGUACUUCAUCUUGCACGUUGGCACUUAUUAUCAAAGGGUUUACAUUUUUCAGCACUGUCAAAUGUAAACUUUGGUUGUAGUAUGAUUUGCAUAUCCCUUUGGGUUGCUCCCCCCCACUCGGUCUUAAGCUUUUUGUUUUACAUUUUUUCUUGUUUGGGUUUUCCCCCUCUUUCUUGCCCUCCAUUCUUAUUCUGCCUGUCCGGACUCCUCUGUGUCCCCUGUCUGCCUCUGACUCUCUGCUGUGUUUGGCUUUAUCAGAGGAUUAGGGCCCCACCCGGCCCCUCAUACGCUACACAUUCACUGUACUUCGCAUUGGCAGGGAAUCUGCAGGCACAUAGGACUGGUGAAGGCCAUAGAAUAAUCAAACCAGCACCAAUAACCAAUACAAACACCCUUUUUUUCUUUUUUUCCCAAGUGCAGAAAGAAGGCGCCCUAGUGCAUAGUUGGCUUUGUUAAAGACAACAAUGAAAUUGUAUAUUUAAAGAAUGAAAAACCUGUAAAAUUAAAAAAAAGUUAAAGAAAAAAAAAAAAAACAUUUUGUUGGGUACAGAUUGAUUCAGAUGUUCAUAUUCAUUGUGUGUAGUUUUAUUUUGGAUCCUGACUUUUCCGUUUAAUUUUUUAUUUUGUUUUCUUUAACCAAUUGCAACAGUUUUGUCUUGUUUAAGUGCAGUACGAAGAUGACCUGCAGAUCACAUCUUGGAGUUUUUCCAGUUUAAUUCCUCCUUGUAGCAGCAGUGUACGACAACUAUUCCUGUAUAUUGCCUUUUUGCUGGAAAAUGUAUGUUGAAUAAAAUUUUCUAUAAAAA
Clupea harengus (Atlantic herring) is the source of this 5719-nucleotide messenger RNA. It is a transcript of the gene usp7, whose product is annotated as ubiquitin specific peptidase 7 (herpes virus-associated). NCBI's taxonomy places the organism in Eukaryota, Metazoa, Chordata, Actinopteri, Clupeiformes, Clupeidae. Gene Ontology annotation, cellular component: cytosol; nucleus. Gene Ontology annotation, biological process: regulation of protein stability; protein deubiquitination. Gene Ontology annotation, molecular function: cysteine-type deubiquitinase activity; protein binding. The coding region runs from base 890 to 4225 and encodes 1111 amino acids. The record is from RefSeq and is a predicted model, not a curated record. The transcript has 31 exons.